AUGCUCUCAUCUUCAGAGGGUGGAAUAACUGACAUCGUGAUCCCUAGACUGUGGGGUAUGAACCUCAUCGCAUCCGAGAAAGAUACCUGGCGAAGGCAUAGGCGCAUCAUGGGCCAAGGCUUCAAUUCACUGACUUACUCCCUCGUCUGGUCCGAAACACAGCGCAUCUACCACGAAAUGCUCGCUGGCGAGGGCUGGUCCUCCUCCUCUACUUCUGACGAUGCAGCCAGCCCGAAAUUGAUCGACCAUGUGGAUAUCAAGGCCGUGCAAGAUUAUACGUUCAAAGUGACACUGAGCGUGAUCACUUCCUGUGGAUUUGGUCUCGAAUCCAAGUGGGACGAACCCCCUAUGGAUGAGAAAGGGAGGGCGAGCGUGCAGGAGGCUCUUAAGUUGUUUACGGACCAUGCGACGCUGUUUAUCAUUGCCCCGGAGUGGUUCUUCAAGUUGCCUGGGAAGUGCAAUGGAAUCGUGGUUGUGGCGUCCGGAUACAGAAGUCACGGUGACGUUGGAAUCGAAGGGAUAGACGCCCGUGUUGAUAAGGAAAUUGAAUUACCGCGAUUGAGAAGCGAAGAGGAAAUGAGAGCGUGCAAAACGGGAAUAGGAAUGUCCAUAUAUGAUGCAUACCUGAAUGUCUCCAAUCACAAGUGA
Molecule: messenger RNA, 648 nt
Organism: Stereum hirsutum FP-91666 SS1
Lineage: Eukaryota; Fungi; Basidiomycota; Agaricomycetes; Russulales; Stereaceae
Exons: 2
Coding region: 1-648 (215 amino acids)
Molecular function (GO): iron ion binding; oxidoreductase activity, acting on paired donors, with incorporation or reduction of molecular oxygen; monooxygenase activity
Source: RefSeq, a predicted model, not a curated record